Molecule: messenger RNA, 759 nt
Organism: Aspergillus tanneri
Lineage: Eukaryota; Fungi; Ascomycota; Eurotiomycetes; Eurotiales; Aspergillaceae
Exons: 2
Coding region: 1-759 (252 amino acids)
Source: RefSeq, a predicted model, not a curated record
AUGACCGGCAACAUGCAAGGAUCGGGAGGAGGCUGUUGGCCAAACUCUCCACCUAUGGACGUCGGCGAGUCCCCUUCUCUCGCUUCGUUCGCCUAUCAACCCUCAAAAUCUCUCGGAUUGGAGACUGAAUCCCUUAGGCACCAGCAUCUCCAUGGAUCGGUUGCCGAAUCUCCCUGCGAGUGGCCGCUGAGCCCCGAACAGGAAAUGCCUGCACCGGCAGACGCCCCGCCUGUCAGUCCGGAAUUCUCUCAGGUGGAUCCGAACGCAUGGUAUCCACAGUACCUGGGAUGCGUGCAGCAUUUCCUCAACCAGGGGCAACACUCGCCGGAGGUGCAGUCACUGACAGCCUUCAUCAACAUCCGACUUCCCUGUCAGCGUCUGGGCGAUCCCGUGGUGAGCUCGUCGGGUACCCAGCCGCCCGCGGCGGCGGCGUCGCAGGUCUGUCUGCGCUCGUACAUCCGGCGUCUCAUUGUGACGGGACAUGACACGGCGGCGGUUCUACGGGCUUUUUUUGGCGAGGAGUGGCAGGCCGGUGUGGGAUGUGUUUGGAGGCAGGAGCGUAUCAACUACCUGUUCACGGCCAAGGCGGGUGGAUGGGCGUCGACCAAGGCGGCCUACGAUCUCCUUCCGGACGAGCAGACCCCCUUCUUGCGACCGCUUCAUAACGCAACGGAGGAGGAACUGCGUACGGCGGAGUCGCGAUGGAGCGAAUGGUUGGCGAUGGAGGAUUGGAUGAUGGGACCGCGCAGUCCGUGGUGA